Molecule: messenger RNA, 3403 nt
Organism: Vespa mandarinia (Asian giant hornet)
Lineage: Eukaryota; Metazoa; Arthropoda; Insecta; Hymenoptera; Vespidae
Source: RefSeq, a predicted model, not a curated record
UGACUUAUCUGAACAUAUCCAACUGGUAUAUCUAAAGCUAACAGAGUCGGGGUCGUCAUCGUCAAUAAUGGCGGUUUCCGGCGGCACGACUAUCAAGGGAUAUAGACAUGGAGUCGACCGACUGUUAAACUGUGAUACAAGUCUGUGAACGCAACACGAAUACACAUACCUUUAAAUAUUCGUAAAGGCAAUCGUUCUAUUUCACGUUUUCGUGAAUAAACGUUUUACACAGAUAGAACUAAGUUAGACAAUCAAACAUUAAUACGUUUCGUGGGAUGUGGUUCUUCCGCAUUUGUGAAUAGUCAAACAAUUUUCUAUGCGAGACGUGUGUAGUGUUUCUCAAAUGGAGUUGACUGUACAAUCGUGAUUUUCGGCUUCUAAUAGACUGACCGCAGUUUACACAACAUCGCAGAAAAAGGAAUUAUUGUCCGUUCCAUUUAAACGUGCGAUCCUUCCAUAAAAAUUACCAUAUCAUGGCCUCGUCAAAUAGAGGUAUACAAAUUGGUUCGGCCUGGUAUCAAACUAAAAUUAACCUAAGACCACAGCAUCGUGGCGUACAUCUUGUCACCGAAGAAAUUUUAAGACAAAUUCCAGAACUGUAUCAGUUCUCUGUUGGUCUUUGUCACAUACAGAUUCUUCAUACAUCAGCUAGUUUAGCAUUAAAUGAAAGCUGGGACCCUGAUGUAAGAGAUGAUAUGGAAAUGAUGCUUAAUAAAAUAAUUCCUGAAGGAUUAGAGUAUCGACAUAACUGUGAAGGUCCAGACGACAUGCCGGCACAUGUAAAAGCAUGCUUCUUGGGAUCUUCAUUAAGUAUUCCAAUUACGGAUGGGAAGUUAGCCCUUGGUACAUGGCAAGGUAUUUGGUUUUGCGAACAUCGUGAUCAAGCAGGAAGUCGCAAAUUAAUUAUAACAUUGACCGGUUGUCUCAGGGAUUCAGCACGUAGCCCUUUAAGUCCUGUCAGCCCUAUUGCUUCUACUAGCAGCUAGGACCAAUCACACCCCCAAAGGUGUGGCAAACGUCAGCUGCACAUAUCUACUUCUAGUGAUUCAAGCUAGCAGCUGCUUAAUUCUAGAGAAAACCUAAGAGUAGAGUCCAAGGAAGAGUGAGUGGAUACUAUGUAAACAUAUAAGAAGUGUAUAUAUGAGCCUUUAUAUUGAAAAAAUAGCUGGGAAUUUGCUUAAUUUUUAGAGUCAUACUUUAGAUAUUCAAUUAAAUCAUUAUACAAUUACAGGAACAGAUUAUUUUAUUUUUUAAUUUUCUUUUACAUCUGCUUUUAAGAAUAAACUGCUUUAAAUUGAUAAAAAACAUGCAUGCACGUAUUUGAGUGAUCCAUGCAAUAAGUUCUGGUUCAUUAUUUAUGUUUCAUGCAUAAUUGAAUUCAUUUAAUAAAAUUACAAAAGGUACAAAAGUCAAAGUUGGAUGUUUAAUCUAGUAACGAUACAUUGCAGUUACUGUGCAAUAAAGUGUUCCAUACCAAAAAAAUCAUGACAGAUAUAAGUUAUACAUACUUUAGAGAAAUGCAACGUAAUUACAUUAGUAUCCUAUACUCUUUCUCGUUACUCUUAGAUACAAAUAAUCUAAUGCAUUCUAAUGCGUCCAGUACUCCGAAUUUAAUUAUAUAUAGCUUUAUUUAAGAGACCCUUUUACAAAAAUAGUAAAAUUUGCCAAGAAAAUUAUACAGACAAGUGCUGGUCUGAAAACUUGCAUUCUUUUUUAUAUCGUGCAAGAUAACCAGCUUUAAUACAUUCUUUGUUAUAACUUUCUAAUUCGCUGCUUUUCAUAGUGCUGCUAUUUCUAAUGACGUUUCCAUUACACUGGGGGUGUACAUAGAAAGGUAUUUCUCAACAAAUUCAAUAUCAAAAUUCUUUGCUGUGCUAAUGCAUUUCUGCUAGAAGUAAUUCCAAAAUCUUAAAAAUAAGAUGCAUUUACUGAUAUGUGUGCAAAUUAAGAACCAUUAAAAGUUCCAAGAUUAUACAGCAAUGAUCUAUAUUUUGCAUUUGUGAGCAAAAUUUGGCGUUUUUAAAUCUAAACAUCCUAGUGUAAUAUAAAAUGAUGCAUACAUUCCUGCAGAGAUCUAGCACUGCAAAGAGCUAUAAUAAAAAUAGCAUUCUCAUUACGUUUAUUAUUAACCAAAGGUUAUUGUGAACUUGUAAAUGUAUCUAAUAUAAAAUUAAGCAAGUUGAUGUUAGUCAGUAAUAUUAUCCAUGUAUAGCGUAAACGAUCGUCCAUUCAUCGAUUAAUGGAUACGCUUUGUAAAAUAUCUAAUCCAAUAAUCCAUAGCUUAAAUAUCAACGAGUUAUAACAUUUCGUCUAUAACAAAAUUAUACACCAGAUUGGUGCACUUCGUGAUACAAUCUCAAAUACUGGAGAUUACGAAAUUCAUGCGCGCGAUUGUGAUUUUGAUCUUCUAAAUAUAUCCAAAAAAAAAAACAACAAAUUUUUAUGCCUAUAUGCCGAAUAACAACUGAGCUGUCUAACUGAGGAUAAGUGAUAAGCAAAUAUAUGUCUGUCAAGCUGCCAAUACUGACAUACAUCAUUGGAGUAGCAUGAGCUACUGUACUGCAUGUUUACUACACUUGAUGGUGGUAUAUAAAUUACAGACUUUGCUUCUAAUAAAUAUAAUAAGUGAAUUUUACUGGUCACAGAUUUCUUUUAUAAUUUAAUUUGUAAGUGAAAUUAUUGGAAAGAAAUAUAACCCUUUGCACUCACAUUGCUGGUGUGACAAUACUAAUUUUCCCUAAAACUCUUGAAUCAUCUCUGAUAUGACACUACAUUUAGGUAAUAAAAGAAAACAGUACAUAAAAUGUUGUUACUCUAACAUUGUAUUUAAGAUAUAGAUGGCGAUUCAAAUAAAAUGUUUUGAACUCUUUUUUUCUGAAACUAUUAUAGAUAAUAUUUAUUGUUGUUAUUAUUAUUAAUUUCUUUUUUUAAUCAAGACGCUCAUAAAACCUAAUUGUUUCAUGGAUAAAAAAUGUAAUAACCUUUUUUUUUAUAUGUAUUAAAUAAUUUCUAUGUCUUAUUUAAUUAAACGAAAAAUUCAAGUUGCUAUCUGUAAUAGUAUUGGAAAAAAGAAUUUGUAACAUGUUAUUUGAAUCAUCCUCCAUAUUUUUAAUACAAUUUUCAAAUAAAAAAAGUGUUAUAUUAUUUUAUUUUAUUAACUAAAUGUUGCGUUAUACCUGAGAUGAUUGAGGAGUGCAAAGGAUUAAAUAAUUACAACAAUUGUUUCUGCCUAAGAUACCAAAAUAGGAAAAAAUGAAAUCAGAAUUACAAAAAUUACUGAGAACAGAUUACAAAAAUGAUUAUAGUGCAAAGAGAUAAAAAAAAUCAAACAAAAAAAAAAAGAAAAAGAGAAACUGAAAUUUUAAUAUUUACACAUAAACAUUUAUAAACUAUGUUUUUUAUA